Messenger RNA from Effrenium voratum, 1736 nucleotides. NCBI's taxonomy places the organism in Eukaryota, Dinophyceae, Suessiales, Symbiodiniaceae. The record is from the annotation of a GenBank genome assembly.
GUUCAGCCAGGAAGCGCCAGCCCAUGCUUGACUGCAAAGCCUGUCAUGGCGACGUGGGCGGAUGCAUCAGGUGAGGAUGCAACGGUCAUGGCGCUGGCGCAUCUGCUGCAGUGGAGCGGAGGAAGUCGACCUGCCAGCGCGGUGGGGUAUAUCUAUCAAGAGGAGGGUGGCAGCAUGCACCGCUGGGUGGUGCAGUCACAUGGUGGCGUGCAGAAUUUCGUGGCCGCCCAUCCGGAGGCGUUUGUCCUGGAGCCAAUGAAGCCAGGUGAGAGAUGCCCCACCAUUCGGCUCCGCAAUGCAUGGGAGCAAAGUAGUGCGCCAGUGUGCCACUACUUCCGUGCUGGGCGCUGCAACAAGGGCAUGGGCUGCAAGUUUUCGCAUGCCGGCUUGACACCCACAAUGUGCCAAGCAUUUGACAAUCUUCGAAUGGAGUCCCUUCGCUCGCAGGUGGAGUACUACUUGAGUGACGACAAUUUGGCGAACGAUGCCUUUUUCCAGGCCAUGAUCCGUGGCUCAUCUGGGGGAUGGAUCCCCAUCACUGCCUUCUUAGGCUGUCCCAGAAUGAAGCAGUUGGGAGCCAGUGCUUCAGAGAUAGUUGCAGCAUUGCGCUGGUCCACCCAACUGCAGCUGCGAGAGUGGCCGGAGGGUGCCGAGGAAGUGCGGCGGAAGGCUCCGCUGCCUGAACAGCAGGCAAAGCGGGCUCCCGCACCUACCAAGGAGGAGUCGCUUGAAGAGAGGCCGUUGACACUCUUGAAAGACUGCAGUGAUGGGUGGCAAGCUGUGGUGGAAGAUCUUCAACGGAGAUCUUUCUGCUUCCACAAGCACAGGACAGCGUCAGAAACGACUCUUGAAGAGGAAUUUAGCCUGCUUUUGGCUUCUACCCAGUGGGAGACACUGAGAAGCAAGGCCGGUGCAGUCACCCGAAGUACCGCAUGGUAUGUGGUGCCUGGGUGCUGCUGCCGCUACACAUACGGAGAAGCAUCUGUGCAGCCACGAGAGAAGCCCGAGUGGCUUUACUCCAUUGAGGCUCGCAUUUUGGGACACAUGUGCGGCCUCUGCAAAGACGACUGGCCCAACAGUGUCAACAUGAAUCUCUAUGAGGAUGAGUCCCAAAACGUGGGCUGGCAUUCCGAUGAUGAGGGCCUAUUUCGAGGCUGUCAAGUCGAUUGUCGCAUCAUUUCAGCUUCCUGGGGAGCGACCCGCCGCUUCGAGAUUGCUUUGAAGGACAGAGGACAUAUCUCUGGCAAACCGAGCAUCUUCCACGACACCCUCCAAGGGAUCACGUUGGAGUCAGGCGACGUUUGCAGCAUGGAAGGAGCUUUUCAGCGGCACUACUCCCACCAGCUAGCAAAGGGUGCAGCUGGCGCGGAAGCAGCACAGAGACCUGCAAGUGAGGGGAUUCACUACGGCAACGCCCGAAUCAACCUUACAUGGCGCUAUAUUGCCAUUGGCCAAGAACGUCAGUCACAAGCCCUACUGUCCUGAAGCUCGGAAUGAUCCAAAACCACUCCAGCAAUGACUUGGGAGUCAUUGAGUUGCUAGGCCAAGGCAACCGGCCAAACCGGCCAGCUUCAAAGCUGCAUGAUUUGUCAUGAGUUGGACUGAGUUGGACUCAUGAGUAGAGAGUGCUGGUGCCACGCUUGAACACAGCACCAUGUUAAUGUCCGCAGAGGCCUGGCCUUUGGAUUGCAAGUUUCACCAGUAGCUCCCGAGAGCCGCUAUCGUUUGUGACAAAA